AUGGGCAGCAAGUUGAAACAGUCUCGAAAUACAUCAAGAAUAUUUGAUGUCCAUAUUGAAAAUCUCAUCCCACCUUCGCCAAAAAGAGCAUCAAGACUGCUGGACCUUGAACACGUGAAGUUUUUAAUGGACUCUUUUCAAAGUGGAGUUUUUCAACAACUUACAAUCCUGGUUGGAAUGGUCCCUGACGAUUGUGACCCGUCGAAAUUAAAGAUGAAAGGUGCCGGACAGGUUGAGACCCUUGGAGGGAACCACACAAGGGAAGCCCUUCAGGGUCUUCUAAGGCGUGGUCUCGCAACUAUAACCACAGUCAAAAUGAAUAUUUAUUCAGCCCUGUCAACAUGCACAGCCUUGACGGUGGGUUGGCAGCACAAUGUUUGCUUGCAGGAGAAGCAAAAGCCUCUAAGCUUCAUUGACAAGGUGAGGCUUAUGAGACAGGUUCGCCCAUCAAUGCACAUGUCACCAACGGAUAUGAAGGCUUGGAAAGAAACUCUUUCUUCCUUCUUUCAUGUGAAGGACAUCAGAAGAUUCCAGAAUUCGUAUGGACUGCAUAUGAAGAUGGCUCAGCUUGAACAGAGAGUUUGGGCCAUUGUGGAGGAAGUCUCAGGUGAUGCAGUGAAAAUCACUGAAAAAUUCUUCAGACCACUCUUGAAAAUUCAAUCAACCGAGGAUAUUGAGUCGUGUCUGAACAUUCUGCGAAGCAAAGGAUUAGCUGAAUAUAACAACAAAAUAAAGGAAUUUUUGGGAUCCAGACCACUUACAUAAAAAAGAAAGCAAACUGACCUGGAAGAUGAUGCCAAUGAGGAAUGUUCAAACACUUCUGAGGGACUCCUUGAGAAGUACAGCAAGGUAGUUGAUGAGCUUCAAAUGAUGAAGGACAAAUGUUCCAAACUGGAAACGGAAAACUCAGAAUUGAGGCGUCAACUGACAGAGCUUAUUAGGCAUAGACACAAAUGUCCAGGCUUCAAGUACCAAAUAACCUCAUAAAGACCCUGUUUGAGACACCAGUGACAGUUGAUCAGAUAUAAGUUGACAUACAUUGACACUU
This is a messenger RNA of Dreissena polymorpha, 1048 nucleotides long. RefSeq lists its product as uncharacterized. Lineage: Eukaryota; Metazoa; Mollusca; Bivalvia; Myida; Dreissenidae. The transcript is spliced from 7 exons. The coding region runs from base 1 to 765 and encodes 254 amino acids. The record is from RefSeq and is a predicted model, not a curated record.